This is a messenger RNA of Arvicola amphibius (Eurasian water vole), 1635 nucleotides long. It is a transcript of the gene Dnd1, whose product is annotated as DND microRNA-mediated repression inhibitor 1. Gene Ontology annotation, biological process: negative regulation of miRNA-mediated gene silencing; mRNA stabilization; germ cell development. The record is from RefSeq and is a predicted model, not a curated record. Lineage: Eukaryota; Metazoa; Chordata; Mammalia; Rodentia; Cricetidae. The transcript has 4 exons. Bases 219 to 1277 code for a protein of 352 amino acids. Gene Ontology annotation, molecular function: mRNA binding. Gene Ontology annotation, cellular component: nucleus; cytoplasm.
CUCUGCCCCACCUCCACCCCUUGUGCUGGAGCUCCACCCACACACAGGGUUUAGCUAGCGCCCCCCCAGGGGCUCGCGCACGUGCAAUGGGUGCCUCCUUGAGAGGCGGGGUUGCUCUCUGAGCCAAUGAGAGCUUGAGGGGGCGUGGAGGACAGGGAAUCUUCCAGAGACAAGCUCAAGGAAGUUCUAAAGCGUACUGGCAGACCUAGGAGUGAGCUAUGCAGUCGAAACGUGAGUGUGAGCAAUGGUGCGAGAGGGUGAAUCCGGAGAACAAGGCAGCCCUGGAGGCGUGGGUAAGAGAGACUGGCAUCCGCCUGGUGCAGGUCAACGGGCAAAGGAAGUAUGGCGGGCCACCCCCAGGCUGGGUGGGCAGCCCGCCACCUUCAGGGUCCGAGGUGUUUAUUGGACGACUACCCCAGGACGUGUAUGAGCACCAGCUGAUCCCACUCUUCCAGCGCGUGGGGCGUCUCUACGAGUUCCGCCUAAUGAUGACCUUCAGUGGCUUGAACCGCGGCUUUGCCUAUGCACGCUACAGCUCACGGCGCGGCGCCCAGGCCGCCAUUGCCACUCUGCACAACCACCAGCUGCGCCCUUCCUGCCAGCUUCUGGUGUGCAGAAGCACCGAGAAGUGCGAGCUGACAGUAGACGGGCUGCCUCCGAGCUUGAACCGCCGCACGCUACUGCUCGCCCUCCAACCUCUGGGUCCCAGCCUGCAGGAGACAUUGCUGCUACCCAGCCCUGGGUCGGCACCCUCUCAGAUUGCACUGCUCAAGUUCAGCACACACCGAGCCGCUGCCAUGGCCAAAAAGGCCCUGGUAGAAGGGCAGUCACGCCUUUGUGGAGAACAGGUGGCUGUGGAGUGGCUCAAGCCAGACCUGAAGCAGCACUUCCGCCAGCAGCUUGCAGGUCCCUCACUGCGACUCCUCCGGCCCGAUGGCAGCCAGCUAGCCCAGAGCAGGGACAGGCUAGGGUUCCAAGGGGCUCGUGCUGCUCUGCAGCUGCUGUGUCAGCGAAUGAAGCUGGGCAGCCCAGUGUUCCUUACCAAGUGUUUAGGCACAGGGCCCGCUGGCUGGCAUCGCUUUUGGUACCAGGUUGUGAUCCCUGGACACCCAGUGCCUUUCAGUGGCCUAAUUUGGGUUGUGCUGGCAUCUGAUUGGCAGGAUGGGCAUGAGGUGGCCAAGGAUGCUGUUUCUGCGCAGUUGCUGGAAACACUGAGUGAGUUUAGGACCAGCUUGUGGUCUCCUGGGGCUGAAGCAGGUACUAUGGUUAAGCAGUGACCCCUCCCCUCCCCCUCUUCUCUACAGGCAUUCUAAAUGGGUAGGCAGAACCUGUGCCUGUCCCCAGCCCAGCAGGCCUGGGCAGCCACUACUGAAUCACAAAGAGACAGGGCCUGGUUACAGCUUCCUUGCUAGGGCAAACCCUGUCACACCUAAGUGCUAUUUUAGUUGUGAAGAACUUUGCCCUUCCCUAUUGAGCCCAGGGUCUGAUCUGACCUCUGGCCUAGUAUCCUUGGUCAAUUCCCAGUUUGACAAGUAACUCACCAUACCCACACAAAAGAGCUUACUAUGAAUCUGUGUUUUUAUUUGAGCCAAAGGCUCUUCCACCACUUGUUACUGAUUUGGGCUUACAUGGUUU